CGUGCACCAAGAUGGAGCCACAAAGGUGCUCUGCUUGACCCGCAUGUUUUCACCCGAUCGGCUCGCGGACGAUGUGUAUUACCGCAACUUUUGCUGGUGGAUGACGGUAGAAGGGCGGAGACACGGUGGUAAGCUGGUGAGAGCCGUGGUCCCACGGCCUGACCCCGGCGGCGCUCCGGUCGCCGGAGUUGGCAAGGUGUUUCUCGAGUACGCGGAUCUCGACAGCUCAACACAUUCAAAGACGAUGUUGCACAUGACGUGGUUUCGCGGGAGGCAGGUGAUUGCCGUGUUUUACCCCGAGGACAAGUUUGCUGAUGGGAACUACGACGGAUAAAACGUGAUUAUUCCCCUGUGUGUGGCUUUUACGCUCGAUAUGCUGUCAAUGACAUUGAGCUAUGGGCUCGCCGGUUUUGCUCUUCUCACGAUAGAACAGAGGCUCUCCACUCCUGGACGAAUUUCCUAAUUUCCCGCCUAAGCGGGCCGUAAUCUAGUUGUAUUCAUGUUUUCUUUCUGUUCCCCAUCUUGUAACCUGCUGCUGAUGGCCUCGGCCUAACAUUAUGUAUGGCUGCCCAGCCUCUUCGAGUUGGCAAUAUAAAAAAUGGCGAGGAGCCUGUGGACAUACACUUGAGUCUAUCAACUAAGCCACAAAUUUAUCAGUACGAAUGGCUCUGCAGCUAAAAUGACAGACUCUUGAGCUAAACCAGUUUCAUCAAGGUCACAUAAAGAAAGUUGACAUAUUUUUUCAAGGCAGCGAAAGUACAGAUAUUUG
This is a messenger RNA of Aegilops tauschii subsp. strangulata, 769 nucleotides long. NCBI's taxonomy places the organism in Eukaryota, Viridiplantae, Streptophyta, Magnoliopsida, Poales, Poaceae. The record is from RefSeq and is a predicted model, not a curated record.